Tetrahymena thermophila SB210 is the source of this 348-nucleotide messenger RNA. RefSeq lists its product as hypothetical. The transcript has a single exon. The record is from RefSeq and is a predicted model, not a curated record. NCBI's taxonomy places the organism in Eukaryota, Ciliophora, Oligohymenophorea, Hymenostomatida, Tetrahymenidae.
UCGUGGAUUGUUAGAUUUGAAUUCAAGUACAUAAUAUUUCUACUAUAUUAAAUAUUCAAAUGGAUAUUAUUACAAAAAAUAAUUUAUUUUAAAUAUUAUCAAUAAUAUAUAUUGAUCAUUAGAAUUUUAGAAAAUCAUUAACAUAGAUAUAAAAAUAUUUUAAAAUUUGUUACACAUGUGAAGAUUUAAAUUAAGAAUAUGCACGCAUAAAAUAGUAUUAGAAAGGAUGGAUUUAAAAGAAUCAUUAAUUGGCUUAAAAGAAUUGAAGUCCUACUUAAAUUAGUCUAGGAAAGUAGGUGUUAAGAAAUUGCUGAAGAAGUAAAUAAGACAUAUUGUGGUAGAAAUUGA